AAAAAAAUAAUUGGUAUAUUUGUGAAAUCUAAAAAAAAAAAUAAUAAAAUUUUAGAAUUUUCGGGAUUGAUCAGUCAUUUUGGAUAUUUUAUUUUUAUUAAUACCGUUUCAUAUUAAUUAAUUAAAGAGACCCUGUCUAAUAAAGGUAUUUUCUAUUAAUUAAAGAACAGACUAAGGAGACCGCAAAUAUAUGGGACUCAAUUCAGAAUAUAGUAAAAUAAAUGUAUAUAGUCACAUCACAAGGAAUUCAGAAGAACGGAAAUAAUAAAUACGAUAUUUAAAAAGAAUGUUUUGUUUAAUUGGCUUCAAGAACACUAUUUGAUAAAAUAUUUUUCAAGGUCAUUUGAGCUUCACGACAGUGUAAGUAAAGUUACUUCAUCAAAAACAAAAAAAAAAUUAUAAUCAAUGACAUCAUCACUUCAAAAUCGUUAUUGUUGGCGAAUUGAACACUUUAUAGAAGAAGUACAAGAAGAAGAAGAAGAAAAAAAAUUUUUAAAAAAUUGAUAGGAACACAAAAAACAAAAAAAAAAAAUCGAAAAGUGAAAAUUAAUUAAAUAAUAAAAAAAAAAUUCAUUAGCACAACAGUCAGCAAAGUGCAUAAGAGCGGAGACACGGACACAGCCAGAGUCAUUGUUUAUUUUUUAUUAAAUUGUAUAAUUGUGUGUAUAUAAAAUAAUAAAAAAAAAUAUAAUUUUAAUUAUUUUAUUUUUAAUAAAAUAUAUAAACAAAGAAGUUCCAAGUCAAUCAAGUCCUCUGUACACACACAAAAAAAAAAAACAGUCAAUAUGAAUAAGGAAAAAUUUGGUUUUUCAACACUUAGUCGUUUAUUAGGGAAAAAGAAUAAAGAUAAAAAUAAUACAAAAUCUAAUGAUAAUACUAGUCAGAAUGCUGUCAUUAAUAAUAAAGGAAAUUAUCAACAACAACAACAGAAACAGCAACAACAACAACCAACACAACAGCAAUUACAACAAUCACAAAUAAAUAAUAGUAUAACACAUAAUAAUACAAUAUCACCAUUACCAGCUGCAACAACAAAUGCACCAUUUGAGCAAACAUUUCGUAUAACUGUAUUAUUACCAAGAGAACAAUUAUAUGUUGCACGUUUAGGUGCUAGAGCUAAAUUAAAACAAUUAAUGCAAUUGGUAUGUGAAAAUAAAUUAUUAAAUGGAGAACAAUAUGAAUUUCGUGAUCCAAUUGAUUCUAGUCAAGUAUUCGAUUUAGAAUCAACAAUUGGAACUGUUGGUUUAUCGGAGAUACGAUUAUGUCACAAAAGUGAACAAAAAUAUAAUAAUCAUUUUAAUUCUGAUGAUAUUGUUAAACUACGAAAUCAGACAUCAGUAACUGGACGACUUUCUGUAACAUCAUCUGAACAAAGUAGUAAACAUUCAAUGAAAAUUAUUCCAAAAGCAAGUCCAUAUAGUUCAACAAAUUCUCUAAAUUCAAUGGAUUCAACUGGAAUGCAUGCUAAUUAUUCAACACCGAUAUCUAUACCACAAUCAGCUGUAUCAACGAUAUCAACAACAACUACUAUGGUAACAUCUGGUCCAAUUAAACCACCAGUUGCACCGGCACGAAAAAAACGUUUAGCACCAAGACCACCUAGUCAAAUAUCAGUACCCGAAAAAGAAGUUUUACCACCAAUAACAGAAUGGAAACGACCAAAUCAAAAAUUAAAUGGUGAUUCACAACAAUUAAAUUACGAUAAUAAAUCAUCAGAAUUUGGAUUACAGCGAAAAGAAUUUUCAUCAUCGACACCAAAUUUAAAUUCAAAUGGAAAUGGUACUGCACAUUUAGCUAUAUAUGGAGAAAUUGAUCUACACGAAAGUAGUACUUCAAUUGAUUGUAAUGGAAAUAAUCAAACUAGUCAAAAAAAUUAUAACCAUAAAGAACAAAGUAUAGAUGAGGAAUCCGAUUGGGAACGUAAACGUAAAGAAGAACGUAAUAUUCAUAAUCGAUCGAUUUCCGUUCAAUAUGAAAACGGUUAUACGAAGCAUUAUUUCGGUAGUGUACAAAAUUUUUCAGCAACACCAAAUCCAGAAGGAUAUGACUCAGGAAGUUAUUUAAGUCUUGAUCAAUAUGCACCAGAUAAUCAUCAAAAACCUAGAGGAUUUCCUCAACCAAGUCCAAGAAAAAUUAUUAAUAUUAAGAAGAAAACAGCUGCACCGCCACCACCACUUCCACGUUCAGUUGCUCCUAAACCAAUUGCAACUCCACGUGAAACGAUUAUAAAUACAGAAAAUGAAAUUAUGCGCAAUGGCAUUUUAGAGGGUGACAAAAAACAUGAAGCUAAAAGUGCAACAAAUAUCAUUCCCAAUGGGAAUACUUUAGUCGAUAAACUUCGUUCUCCAGCGGCAUCUGAUUUAGUUUCGUAUGAUGGAAGUCAACUUAGUGAAAUUUCUACAGAAAAUGGACAAUCAUCAAGAACUGCUUCCACGUUAUCAAUGACAUCUCAAAGUACUUCAAUAUUAGAGGAACAAUAUUCCAAUCGAAAGAGCUCCGUGAAAGAAGCUGAAUCUGUACCAAAAUCACCAUCAAAAGAAACAAUAAAUAUAAGAAACUCUUUGUCAGAAAAUACAAUGAAACCAUUGCAAGAUGAUGACGAUUCGGUUGUGGACGAAGCCAUUUUAAUGUGUAUACCAGCUCCUCCAAGAUUUGCAGAUGGUAGUGAACAUAUUUUACAAGAAAAUCCUCCUAAAUCGCCAGAAGUGCCAAAAGUUCAAAUCACAAUUCAAAAACCAAUAACUCCAAACAUAAACGAAACACAGUAUAAAGACGAAACUGACUUAGUAACGGAAGCAUUUAAAGAUAUUGAAGAUAUGCCAGAUGAAACCACUGAUAUAAUAGAAGAAUAUAAAAUUGAAGAAACUAUUGAAGUUGAUAUUAAAGCUCCUGCAACUGAAACCGUAAAAGAAGAUAUUGUUAUUAUAAAUUCGGAUGUCGAAGAUGGUUAUCAAGGAAAUAAAGUUAAUUCAAUAACCACAGAAUCAAAAAUUGAUACUAAUAAAUGUGAGCAACAUGAUGAUGAAAAAUGUGACUUAAAAAAAGAUAUUGUACAGCCAGAAAGGACUACUACUACUGUUAAAACUUGUGAAACGAUUGAAAUUAUUCCAAAUGAUACCGGAAAAGAUUCAAUUAAUAUUCAAAGUCAAACUCUUGGGAUCGCACCAAAAAUAUUAACAGAAAUAACGCAAAAUUCAAAUGAAAUUAACAACUCUUCAAAAUUGAAUACUGCACCAACAAAAACACCUAUGACAGAACAGAAAGAUUCAAAAAAAGCAAUAAUAGAGAACACAACAGAAAUGCCAAUAAAAUCUAAAGCAAACGACAGACUCUAUGAGAAUCGUGUAACUGUAAAACUUUCUAAUUCAAUUAAAUUUAAGAAGAGUAUUGGACGCUCUGAUUCAUUUCAUGCUACUCAACAUUAUCAAAAUAAUGAAUUUAAGCAUUCAAAUUCUGAAGAGGAUUCAGACUCACGUAGUCUAUCAUUUUUAUCACUAUUGGCAGCACAACGUGAAGAAAUUCGAAAUUCACAAAAUUCAUUGAAUACAAUAGAUCGUAGAAAAUUGGAAAAUCGUAAAUCUACCAGUGAUCUAAGAAUUGGAGAGUUACCAAAUUUACAAAGUUUAAUUGUUAUGAAAUCAAUUUUAAAUUCACAAAAUAAUUUAAAUAAAAUAAGUCAAAAUGAUGUUAGUAAUAGAAAUGAUUCUGACAUAAGAGAAUUUUCAACUGAAAAUAUUAAAAGUGAUUACAGUCAAAAUAAGACUGGUGAUAUUGAGGUAAAAAAUGAAGAAAUACCAAAGAUUAGUUCUAUUUUAAGAUUGACAAAAGAAAAUAGUGAAGAAAUAAAUAAGGAAGGAAAAUUAAAUGAAGGAGAAGACAUUGAUGAUACAAAUGUAAAAAAAUGGACAUAUCAGGGGCGACCGAAUAUUAGUUUGUCAACAUGGAGUGAACGACCAAAACAUACAAAUGAUGUUACAAUUAAAAAUGAAGGUGAUUAUAUUUUUGGUGGAGCAACUGUAAAAAGGACAUCAUCUAUCAGUUCAUUACAAAGAAAUCGAAUGUCAUUACCAGCUGUAACACAAUCUACAUCAUCUAAUCUUCAUAUUACAAAUUAUUCAUCCGAUAAUAAAAGACAAAGUAUAGCUGAUGUAAAACUACGAAAAGUUGCAGAAGAAAUACCAUCUAAUACAAAUAAUAAUCAUUACCAUUCAAAUAAUAUUAAUAACAAUAAUAAUAAUGAAUACCCUGAUUUUCGAAGUACUCUAAGAAAAUCAGAACAUUCUAAAAAAUUAUAUUCACAAAACGAAAAUACGACUGAUUUGGAAAAAGCACAACAAAAUAAUAAAUCGAAUGAAAAUUUAGAUAAAACAUUUGAAGAGAAAACAAAAUCAUUUGGUCCAGUUAUUAAUCGUCGGACUACUGGUUAUAAAGAAAAUUUAAUUUUAGGACAACAAAAAUUAAAUCGUGAUGAAAAAAUUACAUCAAUUAAUAUUAAUCAGUAUCAGAAUCAAAGUCAAAAUCAAAAUACACCAAUCAACAAUGAUAGGCCAAUUGUUGAUGUUAUAAGAAAAUCAUCUGUACAAUCCGAAUUUAUAAUGCCUGUAAAAAUGCAUAUUAAUGAAAAAGCACUUUAUAAUGAUGACACAGAUAAUUUAAAUUCAAGCCAUCAAAAUUCAAUGCCACUAAUAAGACCAAUAAUUAUUAAACAAAAUAUGAAUUUAAAUUUAAAUAAAAAACCAAUAACAACAACAACAACAGCAAUAAAUGUAACAAAAAAUUAUAAUACAUCAACAAAUAAUAUAAUAAGUCCAACUGGACCAGGAUCAGGAUCAAAUAUAAAAACAAUAACAACAAUUACACCAAGUACAACACCAACAAAUACUCAACAACAAAUUGAAAUUGAUCCAAAAGCAAAUUUUUUAUCAGAAAUUCAAAGAUUUGAUAAGAAAAAUUUAAAACAUGUUUAGAUUAUUGUUUUAAUAUUAAAAUAUAUAUAUUAUUGGUAAAAUUAAUAAAUAACUGUUAUACAUGAAAUAUUUAGUAUCCCUAUGUAUUAUACGAAUAUAUUCAUUUCUAUAUAAAAAUUAUUUUUUUGUAAUUAAAAAUUAUAAAUUGAUAUUA
Molecule: messenger RNA, 5121 nt
Organism: Condylostylus longicornis
Lineage: Eukaryota; Metazoa; Arthropoda; Insecta; Diptera; Dolichopodidae
Product: probable serine/threonine-protein kinase DDB_G0282963
Exons: 8
Coding region: 786-4967 (1393 amino acids)
Source: RefSeq, a predicted model, not a curated record